GGAAGAGGUACCGAGGAGGACAAGAGGUACAGCCACAUCACCCCAGAGCAAUCACAUAGAAGCUGUGGAUACUGGCUGAAAGACAUCAUGAUUGACUAUGAGCAUCCCUCUCCAUUAAGCUUCAAGCUGGCUGGGAGGAGUCUGUUGAUUUCUGAGCUCCCAGCACACACACAUACGCACACACUGUUGGCCAUGCCUCAGAGAUUUUCCAACCAAAGGAGGAAAGCCAGCACAGAGGCUGCAAGGAGGAUGGAGAGGAGACAAAGGGACCAAGGGAAAAACUGCAACAACAACCGAACCAGCAGCUACAACCACUGCUCCAAGAAGCUGGCCAUGCUCUCCAGAUCCUUGAUCCUGUGUCACUCUAAGACCAGUGAUGACUGUCUAGAAGAGAGGCAUGAUUCGGACAUAUUAGGUGGUUGCAGGACAUGGGGUCCAAGCUGGAAGCCAGAUGUGACUCCUAUGGAGCAAUCAGGGCACAGAGAUGCAGAGAAUGGACACUGGAGGACGGCCCUAGAGAAAAGAGGAGGCAGCGUGGCAGAUAAUCAGGAGCAUCAUACCAUCACCUUCAGGGAGAAUAAAAGGAGCAUACGCAGGUCCUUCAGCAUCAAGGAGAGUAGUAUCUGGAGGAUGUGUGUAGCCACAGGGCCCACUGCGGAGGUGUGUGGAGCACAAAUGGCUGAUAACAGCAUGCAGACAGAAAACAGAGACACUAACCUGGAGCCAGAGAGGAACAGAGGGAAACUACACAGGUCGCACUGCACAGACGCAGGCUACAUCACUCCCUUAAGCUCCACUCGCGGCAUUAUUUAGAAGACGACAACAAACAAAGUUAAGUCUGACACAGAGAAAGGGACCG
Monopterus albus (swamp eel) is the source of this 859-nucleotide messenger RNA. RefSeq lists its product as uncharacterized. The transcript has 6 exons. The record is from RefSeq and is a predicted model, not a curated record. Lineage: Eukaryota; Metazoa; Chordata; Actinopteri; Synbranchiformes; Synbranchidae. Bases 88 to 813 code for a protein of 241 amino acids.